AUGUUCAAGAAAGAUCCAAACCUAAAUCCGACUAGUAACACGAAGAACUCAGAGCGCAAGCGACUACAGGCUAGUAUACGUGAGCAGUAUGAAUACGAGAGUUACCAGUUCUCUUCCACGGAGAUCAAGCACGGUACAUUCAAGACGCAGAGCACGGUAGGGACGGUGUACACCGAUCCAAACAACAUCCCGCUGUGGUUCCGCGGGAAGCACGAUCAGACGUACAUUCCGACGGUAUACAGCUGCUGGGACCACCCGGAUCUGCUACCGGUGGUGCAUACACACGAGCACGUUGUGGAAAGCAAACUGAAGGGCGGCGCAGACCUCAUGCUGCCGGGGACUGUGCCCCCGUUCUCAAGCGGGACCCGGCGCGGCCGUGUUGUGGGAAUAGCCAGCACGCGCGCGCCGGGCGUUGUUAAGGCAGUGGGUAUCUGCGAAAUGGACCUAGAGGGCGUCACCACGGUGGCGGACACCACGGGUGUCGCGGUGCGUGUCCUGCAUACCUACGGAGACGGGCUGUGUCGUGUUUUCAAGGUGCAGCGCGAGGCACCCGAGGCUUCUGAGGCAAAGGGUGCGAGUCCGGAAGCACGCGAGCCGGAGGCCGAGCCACCGAAGACGGCGCCCGGGGAGGGCCUUGCGGAGGAGCUGGAACGCUUGACCAUGGAGGACGUCGACCACCUACUCACGCGUGCUGUUUACUACACGAUCAAGGCGGAUGGCCGACUGCAGCUGCCGGUGACUGCGUCCAAGUUCAUUGCGGAACAUGUCUUGAAGAACCUGCCUCCGAUGGACCUGUCCCAGGUGACCGUCAAGCGGUCCUCGUGGGGCAAGGCCGCGAAGCUGUUGAAGCACUUUGAGGCGCAGGGCCUUCUCACGCUAAAGGGUAAGCCCGAGAGCUUCACCGUCGUCUCUGUGAACAGUGCUCAUGAAGCGUUGAAAUCUUUCGAGCCAUACCGCACGGUUUCAGACAAAGCUUCUACGGGCUCCAAAAAUUCAUCCACCACACAGUCCCUCGAGAUCGUCUACCAUUACGUCCCCAAUCGCACACUACUGCCGCAGCUGAACGGCCUAGGCAUUUCGGGCGGCGAUGCGUUGAGCGCCAAGGACAUCCGCGACCGCCUGGAACAGUAUGUCGCUGCCAGAAAAUGCGUUGACCCGUACGACAAGUCUAUGCUGCGGCUGGACGACACGUUGGCCCAGCUUUUGCAUAAAAACGUGAACGCUGAUACCCCCCGGUCGCUGCCACGUCCGGAGGCUCUCGCAGCACUGCUGUCACGCAGCUUUUCGGAGUACUUCGUCGUGAUGCGCGGAGACGCGCCGCUUUCCAAGCCGCAAAAGGGACGGGCGCCGCCCAUCAAAGUGACUAACGAGCGCAAAAUCUACAAGAAGGUUGUCACGAAAGUCAGCAACUUUGAGGUCUACGGUGUCGAUCCGGAGGAAUUGGCGGCCGAGCUGCGUGUGCGUUGCAGCGGUUCGACGACAAUCACAGACGUCCCAAAUACCAAGGCGGUAGAAGUCCAGGUUCAAGGACCGCACGAGGCGACAAUCGUUAGCAUCCUGAACAAGCAUGGAAUCCCCAGUAAGUAUAUAACUCUCGACUGCAAAGUGCAACCGAAGAAGAAGAAGUAG
This is a messenger RNA of Eremothecium gossypii ATCC 10895, 1629 nucleotides long. RefSeq names its product Tma64p (gene TMA64). Lineage: Eukaryota; Fungi; Ascomycota; Saccharomycetes; Saccharomycetales; Saccharomycetaceae. Gene Ontology annotation, biological process: translational initiation; formation of translation preinitiation complex. The record is from RefSeq and is marked provisional. The coding region runs from base 1 to 1629 and encodes 542 amino acids. Gene Ontology annotation, molecular function: translation initiation factor activity. The transcript has a single exon.